AUGACAAACCCAGAUAAUUUCGCUGGUCUCGACCGCGGCCACUUCUUGUCAUCCACAGGGAAUUGUAACACAUUCGAUGACGGUGCAAAUGGUUAUUGCAGAGCUGAUGCUGUAGGAAUCGUGGUUCUCAAGAGGUUGGAGGACGCAGAAGCCGACAAUGACCCUAUCAAGGGCGUCAUUCUUGGAGCAUACACGAACCACUUCGCAGAAGCGGACUCGUAA
Molecule: messenger RNA, 222 nt
Organism: Letharia columbiana
Lineage: Eukaryota; Fungi; Ascomycota; Lecanoromycetes; Lecanorales; Parmeliaceae
Exons: 1
Coding region: 1-222 (73 amino acids)
Biological process (GO): fatty acid biosynthetic process; secondary metabolite biosynthetic process
Molecular function (GO): fatty acid synthase activity
Source: RefSeq, a predicted model, not a curated record